AUGACAGAAGCUAGUGGUACUCAAAAACAUCAGAUCGGUGGGACAUAUGGUAUUCCGCAAUAUCUAAGGGAAGAGAUGCAGAAUAAAGAGAGAGAUGAGCAACACACAGAUAUUUUACAGGAACGAAUAAAGAAUAAAUCCGCGUAUAAUAAAGAAGACGAAUAUCAUAAAAGAAGGCUAGAUAGUAAUGCUAGUGAACCAACAAAAGAGGAAGGUAGACUGGUUGUGGUAAACGACAAAUAUGAUGAGCAUGAGAUAGACCAUGUUUCCAAAAAGCGUAAAUCUAGAUGGGAUGUUCAAAGCUACGUCAUACCUGAGGAAUCAAAGGCUUUGAAAGAUGAGAUAGACCAGUCUUUGGUUCUCGACGUUCCAGAGGCGCAUAGUUUAAGAUUUUUCAAGGCCUCUGAUAAACUACAUUUUGCUGCACUAAUAAAUAAAAAACCAUUCGAAUCUUUGAGCGACGACGAGAAGAGGGAAAGACAUCUAUUAUCAUUAAUUUUAAGAAUAAAGAAUGGUACUUCAUCCAUACGGAAACAAGCAACAAGGCAGUUGACAGACAAAUGUCAAAAUUUUGGUCCGAAACUCAUAUUUGACUCUAUAUUGCCAAUACUACUAGAUAAAGAAUUGGAAGACCAAGAAAGACAUUUAUUGAUUAAAAUUAUAGACCGUGUUCUUUAUAAAUUGGAUGCUCUUGUCAAGCCUUAUACCCGCGAUAUUCUAGUUGUGGUUUCUCCUCUCUUAAUAGAUGAAGAUCCAAUAUUGCGUACAGUAGGGAAAGAAAUAAUAAACAAUUUGUCAUCUGUAGUUGGUUUAUCAACUAUGUUGACAGCAAUGAGAACUGAUAUCGAUAAUGAUGACGAAUAUAUUAGGAACAUAUCUUCUAGAACUCUGGCAAUUAUUGGGCAAUCUCUGGGCGUCUCAAAAUUACUUCCAUUCAUAAAUGCAGCAUGUCAUUCGAGAAAAUCAUGGAAGGCUCGCCAUACUAGCGUAAAAAUUGUACUGCAACUUUCUGUCCUCCUUGGUUCCGGAGUAUUACCCUACUUAAAUGGUUUAAUACAAUGCAUUUUUGAUGGAUUAACAGAUGAACAUAUUCCUAUUCGUAUUCUUACCGCAAAUACUUUGGCUAGUUUAGCACAAAAUUCUUAUCCAUAUGGUUUGGAAGCUUUUGAUUUCGCUUUGAAACCGUUAUGGAAGGGACUUCAUACACAUAGGGGUAAAGUUCUAGCGGCAUUUUUGAAAUGUCUUGGGUCUAUUAUACCACUAAUGGACUCAGAAUACGCUAGUUACUAUACUGAUGAAAUCAUGAAAGUAAUACAAAGGCACUUCAACUCUCCAGAUGAUGAAAUGAGGAAAGCAGUCCUUGUAGUACUACAAAAAUGCAGUCAAACAGAUAGUAUCACUUCUCAGUAUUUACGGAAGGAAGUAGUGCCUUCAUUUUUCCAAAACUUCUGGACAAGACGUGUAUCAUUAGAUCUUCAACUAAAUAAAAUAGUUGUAUACACCACAGUGGUGCUCUCCGAAAAAAUUGGCUGUGCUUAUGUUAUUGAGAAUUUAUUGAAACCCUUAAGAGACGAGGUUGAGCCAUUCAGAACUAUGGCUGUUCAUGCAGUUAAUAGGGUGGUCAAACGAUUAGGAACCGCUGAUUUAGAUGAAAGAUUGGAAACCCGUCUGUUAGACGCGCUUUUGGUAGCAUUUCAGGGACAAACAUCUGAUGAUUCCAUCAUAUUUAGAGGUUUCGGUACUGUUGCAACGUCAUUAGACAAAAGAAUGAAGCCUUUUCUCAGUCCGAUAAUUAGUACUAUUUUAUUUAACCUCAAGCAUAAAGAUCAAAUGGUCCGUCAGCAUGCUGCUGAUCUAUGUAAUAUCAUGGUACCCGUAAUAAAAAACUGUGGCGAAGUUGAAAUGCUCAAUAAGCUCAGCAUUAUUUUAUAUGAAUCACUAGGAGAAGUAUAUCCCGAGGUAUUGGGGUCAAUCAUUCUCGUAAUUGGUACUAUAGUAAGAGUGAUGGAUUUGGAUAAACUAGAGCCCCCAGUAAAUCAAAUAUUACCGUCACUUACUCCUAUUUUGCGUAAUAGGCACAAUAAGGUGCAAUUUAAUAUUAUAAAUGUGGUAGGUUUUAUUGCAAGAAAGGGUCCAAGUUAUGCUCCACCAAAAGAAUGGAUGAGGAUUUGUUUUCAAUUACUAGAAAUGCUGAAAAGUACAAAUAAAAAAAUUCGGAAGUCAGCAAAUGCAACUUUUGGUUAUAUAGCCAAAGCAUUGGGCCCUCAAGAUGUGUUAGUUGUCUUGCUAAAUAACUUAAAGGUUCAAGAACGUCAACUUCGUGUAUGUACCGCAGUUGCUAUCGGUAUUGUUGCCAAAACAUGUGGUCCUUACACAGUCCUACCCGCUUUAAUGAAUGAAUACAAAACACCUGAGACCAAUGUUCAGAACGGUGUAUUAAAAGCAAUGACCUUCAUAUUUGAAUAUAUUGGUGAUCUUGCGCAGGAUUACAUAUACCUAACAGUACCCUUACUGGAAGAUGCACUUAUAGACAGAGAUUUAGUUCACCGUCAGACUGCUGCAACGGUAAUAAAACAUAUAGCAUUACAUUGUGCAAAUUCAGGCAAUGAGGAUGCAUUCAUACAUUUGCUCAAUCUCCUGGUCCCAAAUAUUUUUGAAACUUCGCCUCAUGUUAUUGCAAGAAUCCUUGAUGGCUUGGAAGCUUUAAGCCAUACCCUUGGUCCUGGUAUAUUUAUGAAUUAUAUCUGGGCUGGGCUUUUCCAUCCUGCCAAAAAUGUUCGCAAGGCAUUCUGGAGGGUGUACAACACUGCAUAUGUACAACAUAUGGACUCGUUAGUACCUUACUAUCCUAUUACAAAUGAUGAAUCAACAAGAAUAGCGGAACUAGAUAUAAUUAUAUAG
Molecule: messenger RNA, 2901 nt
Organism: Kazachstania africana CBS 2517
Lineage: Eukaryota; Fungi; Ascomycota; Saccharomycetes; Saccharomycetales; Saccharomycetaceae
Gene: HSH155
Product: U2 snRNP complex subunit HSH155
Exons: 1
Coding region: 1-2901 (966 amino acids)
Biological process (GO): spliceosomal complex assembly
Cellular component (GO): U2 snRNP; U2-type prespliceosome; catalytic step 2 spliceosome
Molecular function (GO): mRNA binding
Source: RefSeq, a predicted model, not a curated record